AUGUCAAUCGCGCCACUAGCACUCUACCCACCCAAUCCGUCCACAACUAGAGCUCAAUCAGUUCAUAUUUCCUACGAUGAGGUCAACGAUCGUAUUGCCUACCCAACGGGUAAGUCUGUGUUCAUCAGAAGUGUGGAUCCAGAAUCAUCUUUGAAGCCCAAGCAAUUCUCUAAACAUAUCCACACUACAACAGCUGUCGCAUUUGCUCCUUCUGGUAACUACGUGGCAUCUGCUGAUGAGUCUGGAGCGUUGAAGAUCUGGGACUCGUCUGUUAUCGGCGAAGAUAGCAACACAAUCAGCUUCGAACAACCAACCAUCAAGAGUGAAUUCCAGAUUCUUUCGGGCCCCAUCAAGUCAAUAGCCUGGGAUUCUGACAGUUCGCGUGUUAUUGCAGUUGGGCAGGGUAAGGAUAAAUUUGGUCACUGUUUCUCAUGGGAUUCCGGCAAUUCAAUCGGUGAGAUCCAGGGCCAUUCGGCCACUGUCAAUGCUGUCGACAUCAAGCCUCAGAGACCAUACAGAGCUGCAACAGUUGGUGAAGAUAAGGCGUUAGUAUUCUAUAACGGUCCACCUUUCAAAUUCGACAAGAGUAUCCGUGGUCACCAUACCAAUUCUAUCAAGGCCGUCAAGUUCUCGCCUGAUGGAAAGUGGCUCGUAAGUGUAGGUUCCGAUAGAGCAAUUGUGGUAUAUGAUGGGAAGUCUGGCGAGUACAUUAAGAAGUUGGAAAAUGCCCACGAAGGUGGUAUCUACUCUAUCUCGUGGUUUAAAGACUCGCUGAAAUUUGUCACUGCUUCGGCUGACAACUCCAUUAAGCAAUGGAACAUAGACUCAUUAGAAUCUACAGCUGAGUAUAGAUUCACUUCAUCUAGCUCUAUAGACAAUCAGCAAGUUGGAGUCGUAGUUACCAAGGCUUACAUCAUCUCACUAUCGCUUAACGGAAAUCUCAACUACUUUAAGGAAGGUGAAUCUAAACCAUUUGCUGUCAUUCCUGGCCAAAAGUCGCCUUUGACUUCAGUUUCGUUGAACGGUCAAACCUUGUAUACUGGAGCUUCUGAGGGUCCCAUUUUAAAAUGGACUAUCGAAUCUGAGAGAAUCAAGACCAUCCCUGAUAGACUUGGGGAACAUUCAAACUAUGUAGUAGGCAUAUUGACAGAAGACUCCUAUGUUGUCAGUGCAGGCUGGGACGAUAAGUUGAACCUUUGGAGGGGGGACAAAUUAUCCAAAUCUGUCUCUUUGAAGGGACAACCCAAGCAAAUAGGUGUACUUCCGAAAUUGAUCGUAGUGUUGCUCGAGUCAUCUGUGGAGAUUUAUACAGAGGAAUUGGAAAAGAAAAUUGAGUACGACUUGGGGUUUGAAGCUACAGGGUUUGCCGCGAAGGAAGACUUGUUACUAGUUACAAAUGUAAAGACCAAUUCUGUUGAAGUGCUUUCUAUAGACGGAGAGAGUAUUAUCAAAUCAAACUUGAAAUUCCCCCCACUCCGUUCUCCUCCAAGCCUUAUUCGUAUUUCUCCUGAUGGAAAAUUCGUGGCUGUUGCAGACUUGACAGGAAAGUAUACAUUAUAUGAUACAAAAAGUGCCUCUGUUGUCACUACACGUUGGGCAUUCCAUUCUAGUAAGGUAAAUGAUGCCAAGUGGACUCCAGAUUCCCAAUUCAUCAUUAGUGGUGGGUUGGACACCGGCUUGUUUUUAUACUCCGUAAAGAAGCCUUCUAAGGUCUUGAAGUUUCCAUUGGCACACCAAAUUGGUAUUUCAGGUGUGGAAUGGUUGAGCUACGACGGAAAUAAGGGUCUGUUUGUUACAAUCGGUUUGGAUGGUGUCUUGAAAGUCUGGAACGUGGAUUUCAGUGUUUAUCUUUAGAUUUGUCGUUGACUUACAAUGGACUUGCUUAAGGGCUCUCAGAGAUGUAAGCUUGCAAUGUGUUUAGAAUCGAGUAUAGAAUAAAGAUCAUAGAACAUGACA
This is a messenger RNA of Scheffersomyces stipitis CBS 6054, 1956 nucleotides long. RefSeq names its product actin cortical patch (gene AIP1). The record is from RefSeq and is a predicted model, not a curated record. Gene Ontology annotation, cellular component: cortical actin cytoskeleton. NCBI's taxonomy places the organism in Eukaryota, Fungi, Ascomycota, Pichiomycetes, Serinales, Debaryomycetaceae. Gene Ontology annotation, biological process: positive regulation of actin filament depolymerization; actin filament depolymerization. The coding region runs from base 1 to 1854 and encodes 617 amino acids. The transcript has a single exon. Gene Ontology annotation, molecular function: actin filament binding.